Molecule: messenger RNA, 933 nt
Organism: Lachancea mirantina
Lineage: Eukaryota; Fungi; Ascomycota; Saccharomycetes; Saccharomycetales; Saccharomycetaceae
Source: the annotation of a GenBank genome assembly
AUGUCUUUUCUGUUCGUCCAGUCUUUUCUAUACGUAUGGAAAUACAAGCUCUUAAUAUGUCAAGAACUACAAGAUUUUGAACCAACCUCAAUCAAACGAAGGUUUAUACCAAACAACCCAAUGGAAUUGGCAUCUUUGUGGGCCACAGCAGGCAUUGGGUCGGCUGGAGCCGCUGUUGAGUUGACGCUGGAUCCUAGGUUCAAGUACUGGGUCUUACUUCCAAUUUCCGUGGUAAUGAUCUUGAUCGGGGUUCUCCGGCAAGACAUUAUGAUGAACUUGAAUUUAAAGGUUAAAACCGGUCCUAGAAACAAGAUUACGGAGCAACAAUACAUGGGAAAGACACAGGCCUUGAUUGCGAAUGGAACAAACUUGAAAUUCGAGUCGUUCCGGGACCGUCAGGAGUAUUUGUCGCAAGUACUUGCGUCGGGCAAAUACGUAGCGAAAAAGGCCGGUGGCGACGAUGCUGAGACGACUGGCAACCCGUUGACAGACCCAAAUAUGUCGGACGCAAUGAUGGGUAUGGCCAAGGGCAAUCUUGCAAAUUACAUCCCGCAAACGUUGAUCAUGUGGUGGGUGAACCAUUUUUUCGCUGGCUUCGUGCUCAUGAAACUACCGUUCCCAUUGACCAUUAAGUUCAAAGAAAUGCUACAGAGCGGUAUUCUGACUGCAGACCUCGACCCCCGCUGGGUCAGUGCCAUUUCUUGGUACUUCAUCUCAGUUGUGGGGCUAAACCCGGUCUACAACCUUUUGUUCGGAAACCAGGACGUCGAUGCCAUGGGCAUGCUCCAACAGCAACAACAGCAGCUCGAGUCCAUGCCCGGCGCGCCUGCAGCCGACGGCGUCAUGAAGAAUUUGGCCAACGACCUUGCCAUCGCUCAGCACGAGUCCUGUUUCGACAAAAUCGAACAAAGAGUACUCAAAUUGUACGCUUAA